AGUUUCCAAGUGUUACAAUUGCUGCUGGUCAAAGCAGUUCCCCAGAUGCCAGCGAGUAUUUCCUUCGGUGGGGAGUUUUUUUUCCCCCAACUUCCGCCAGUCCUUUCUGCCCAGCAGCUUGAAGGCGUCUGAGAUAUCUGGAAGUACAAAGGAUUGGAGUGGAGAGGAGCGAGGAGAGACACGCCUUGUCUGUUGUCCUGCAGUUUGUUCCUCGUGAUAGCAAUUGUUAGUUUAAAAAGUUCUCAACUCAAGGAUAUCACAGCUGUGUUUGCCUUUCACUCUCUACUUUAAGUAUUUGUCUUCACUCUGGAAGAAAAUGACUGUCAAAGCAACGGGCAACUUUCACCGUUUGGUCUUAGAAGUAACUUUAUUCUGCAUCGUCGCGGUCCGUCAGACGGCAGCAGCACCCACUGGCAUUGUCAGUUUUCCAGGUGAUAACAGCACGAAAACAGACAAGGAGCUGGCCACAAUAUACUUGAACAAGUUCUAUGGCUGUCCAAAGGAGAGGUGUGACCUUGUGGUGCUGUCAGACACACUGAAGAAAAUGCAGAAAUUCUUUGGAUUGCGCCAAACUGGAAAGCUGGAUUCUGACACAGUCAAUAUGAUGAAAAAGCCACGUUGUGGAGUUCCUGAUUUAGCCAAUUACAACUUCUUCCCACAGAAGCCAAAAUGGGAAAACAAUAAAAUAACUUACAGGAUUUUGGGCUACACACACGACCUGGACCAAGAGACGGUCGAUGACGCCUUUGUCCGGGCUUUUCAGGUGUGGAGCAACUUCACUCCGCUGAAAUUUUCCAGGAUCCAAGAUGGCGAUGCCGAUAUCAUGAUCAACUUUGGGCGCUGGGAACAUGGCGAUGGAUACCCAUUCGACGGCAAGGACGGGCUGCUGGCACACGCCUUUGCCCCGGCAAAGGGACUUGGGGGAGAUUCGCACUUUGAUGACGAUGAGUUUUGGACGCUGGGCGACGGGCCAGUUAUUAAAGCAAGAUUUGGGAAUGCUGAAGGCGCUUUUUGCAAAUUUCCUUUCUUGUUCAAUGGGAAGGAAUACGACAGCUGUACAACGGAGGGCCGCAGUGAUGGAUUCCCCUGGUGUUCCACCACUUAUGAUUUUGACACCGAUUCAAAAUACGGAUUCUGCCCCCAUGAAUCACUAUUCACCAUGGGCGGCAACAGUGAUGGGGUGCCCUGCACGUUUCCAUUUGCCUUUGACGGCAAGGAGUUUAACAGCUGUACGACUGAAGGGAGAAGUGAUGGUUAUCGAUGGUGCAGUACGACCAGCAACUAUGAUACAGACAGAAAAUAUGGCUUUUGCCCGGAACAAGCCUCGGCAACUAUCGGGGGGAAUUCAGAUGGUGCACCCUGUGUAUUUCCUUUCGUUUUCCUUCGGAAUACCUUUGACUCUUGCACCACAAAUGGACGUAACGAUGGAAAGAUGUGGUGCGCCACCACCGGGAGUUUUGAUGAUGACAGCAAGUGGGGAUUCUGCCCUGACAAUGGUUACAGUCUCUUCCUUGUCGCUGCUCAUGAGUUUGGCCACGCACUCGGCUUAGAGCAUUCCCAAGAUCCGGGGGCAUUAAUGGCUCCAAUUUACACCUUUACAAGAAACUUCAGGCUGUCGCAAGAUGAUAUUUCCGGCAUUCAGAAACUCUACGGUGCUCCAGCUGGUAAGCCUUUGUCACCAACACAGGGUCCAGUUACGCCAAUGGAUCUUUGUAAGGAGAACUUGGUCUUUGAUGCAAUUAUGUACAUGAGAGGAGAAAUGUUCUUCUUUAAAGAUAGAUUCUUCUGGAGGAGCACAAAUCCUCGGAGCAAACCCAGCGGACCGAAUCUCGUUGUUAUCUACUGGGUUGACCUACCUGAUACAAUUGACGCUGCCUAUGAGGACCCUAUUCAGGAAAAGAAUAUAUUCUUUGCAGGUGAUCAGUACUGGAUUUACACUGCCAGCGAACUGGACAAGGGAUACCCCAAGAAAAUAUCUACGCUCGGUCUUCCAAGUGACCUGCCACGAAUCGAUGCAGCUUUUAACUGGAAGAAAAACAAGAAGACCUAUUUAUUCGCAGGUGACAAAUUCUGGAGAUACAAUGAAGCAAAGAAGAAAAUGGAUGUUGGAUUCCCUAAAUUAAUUGCAGAUGCCUGGAGUGGGAUCCCAAAUAACGUGGGUUCCGCCCUAGAGUCUCUUGGAAACGGAUACAGCUACUUCUUCAAGGAUUGGUACUAUCUCAAAUUGGAAGAUGAAAGCUUGAAGAUUGUCAAAGUAGGGAAUGUGAAAAAUGACUGGCUUGGUUGUUAGGGUAAACUUGUUCCCAAUCAUUGAUGGUAUUUUCUUUCAAACAAUCGAAAGUCUUAGCUGUACAUUAUCGUUAAAAUGGCAGGUACAGUUUUGUCUUACAGAUGCAAAUUCCAUCUUGGAAUUUUAUACCAAGACCAACUACAACAGUAUUAUAUCCAGCUUUGGUAUUGGAACAAUAGUUUUUGCUUCAGUCAUUUCAUUAUUCAUUGAUAUGGUAAAAAAUGGUGUAGGCACAGGUUGCCUCUGGUAUUGAUAUGUGUAGUGUAAUGGAAAAAUAAUGAGAAACUAUUAUUUAAGAAUUUGAAAAUGCUUUCUGUACUUCACUUCACAAUUUUUUAAACACAAGCUAUAUUCGUAUUAACUUUUUUUUCUUUUAAGAUAUAGGAAAUGCUCUAAGCAAAUCCAAAUGAGUUUUUCAUGUCUUGAAAUAUGAAAUAUUUGGCUAUGUAAUAUGUUAAACAUGAAAAUGAUCAAUUAGCAAUCAGAAGACGACUGAGAUUAUUUUUUUUGGGAGUAAAUAUGACAGAUAGAUGAAAACGAUCCAAAAAUCAGGUUAGAACAACAAAAUGCUGGAGUAACUCAGCAGGUCAGGCAGCAUCCCUGGAGAACAUGGAUAAGUGAAGUUUUGUGUAGAGAUCGUCCUGUCUGAAAAAGGGUCCAAUCAUGAAACAUCACCUAUCAAUGUUUUCCAGGUAUGCUGCCUGACCCGCUGUGUUACUCCAGCACUUUGCAUCUUUUCUUGUUAAACCAGCAUCUGCAGUUCCUUGUUUCUACAAAAAUCAGGUUGCAUUUGCUUAAUAAUGCACAACAGUAUCAAUUUAAUUACAUGAACUGAAUAAAAUCAGUUUUUGAAGAGUAUACUUAGCAAAAGCUAUAUGCUCAAAUCUGAUUACAAAUAAAAUCUCGCAAGAAA
This is a messenger RNA of Amblyraja radiata (thorny skate), 3203 nucleotides long. RefSeq names its product matrix metallopeptidase 2 (gene mmp2). The transcript is spliced from 13 exons. Gene Ontology annotation, cellular component: extracellular matrix. Gene Ontology annotation, molecular function: metalloendopeptidase activity; zinc ion binding. Gene Ontology annotation, biological process: tissue remodeling; extracellular matrix organization; collagen catabolic process. NCBI's taxonomy places the organism in Eukaryota, Metazoa, Chordata, Chondrichthyes, Rajiformes, Rajidae. Bases 317 to 2290 code for a protein of 657 amino acids. The record is from RefSeq and is a predicted model, not a curated record.